Messenger RNA from Coffea arabica (coffee), 996 nucleotides. NCBI's taxonomy places the organism in Eukaryota, Viridiplantae, Streptophyta, Magnoliopsida, Gentianales, Rubiaceae. The record is from RefSeq and is a predicted model, not a curated record.
AUGGAACACAAUUACAACUUCAAUCCGUCCUUUAUAAAGCUGUUGAUGGAAGAUGAUUUGGCGAGAGAAAUUCGGAUUCCCUAUGCUUUUGUGAGGAAUUUCAAGGAAAAGCUUUCCUCAAGAUGCACAAUCAAAUCCGAGGCAAAGAACUCAGUUCGAAAAUCAUGGCCAGUAAGAAUUCGAAAGAAAGGUUGCUACUAUUAUAUUUGCAAACUUUCGUGGCCAAAAUUUGUUAAAGAUCAUCAUUUGAAGCUUGGAGAUUACCUGUUAUUUCAUCUGAUAGAUAAAACAACAUUUAGAGUAAAGCCAUAUGGUGCCGAUUGUUCCCCAAAAAAGUUUAAUGUACACAAAUCCUCCAGUAGCUCCAGUGAUGAUGAAUCUGGUGAUGGCUCUGAGGAACGCUUUGAUGAUAGUGGUGAAACUGAAUUUUACGGAGAUGAUGGAAUAAGGCCAUCAAAAGUUCAUCGUGCUAGAAAAAAGGUUUACACUAAAUAUCAGAUUGAUCGUGAUAAUUUUCGUUCUAAUAAAUUCAGGAAGUUGAGGAAAACAAGAAAGUCAGGUGUUGGGAAGCAAGUUCUUGAAAUUGAAAGUGAAGACGGAGAAGAAGUAGAAGCAAACGAGACGGAUGGUUAUUUUGAUUUAAAUGCGGAGAAUCCCUAUUUUAUUUUGAGACUGAAGCAGUAUCAUAUGCACAGAUUGCUUGAAGGAUUUAUUAGCAAGGAAAAUAAAUACCUACAAAGUUCAAGAAAGCUGGUGAAAAAUAUUCCAAGACCAUUUUCCAGGGCAACAAAACUAGCGAUGGAGAAAGAGGUGGUCCUUCGCGGCGAAGACCAGAGGGAGUGGCCGGUAAAGAUCAAUGAGAGGAGUGAAAUUGGAAAAGGAUGGACUGAAUUUCGCAAAGCAUACAAAUUGGAGAAAGGAGAGAUUUGCCGGUUCACCUUACUUGAGCGAUCUGCAAGGAAGAAUGGGCAUGAGAUGUUGAAAGGUGCUCCUUAA